Molecule: messenger RNA, 468 nt
Organism: Phytophthora nicotianae INRA-310
Lineage: Eukaryota; Oomycota; Peronosporomycetes; Peronosporales; Peronosporaceae
Exons: 1
Coding region: 1-468 (155 amino acids)
Source: RefSeq, a predicted model, not a curated record
AUGCAACCUGUUAUCACGAUUAUGACUACAGGAUCUAGUUCUCUUCCAGAUGUGAUCAAUCCAUUCCGUAGUCCUUUCAGCACCGUACCUGCAACUACUUCACCGUUUGCUGCGUUACGUAACUUACAGGUAACAGUAGGAAACGUCCCAAUCUGGGAUAACCCUGUCAACUUCGGCUACGAUCUCUUCGUUCAAGAAAUGUCGAAGUCUGGUGUUGACGGUGGCCUAGACGAUGUAACAAUCGCUGGUUUACUUUGUCAACGUCUAUGGGAAUCGCUUUACCGAUUCGUUGCUGUCGAUAUUAGCCGUCGUCUACCUAGUGAAGAUGGUGUGAGCAAGUCGAUCAUUGUUUCAGGCACGAACAACACGAACUACGCGCUCACGAUCUAUUACCAUAUCCUCCGUGAAGUCGUUGCUAGCGUCGACACUGCUAUGGGUACUGUAUCGCAAGGUCCAGUUCAACAUUAG